Molecule: messenger RNA, 1195 nt
Organism: Theileria parva strain Muguga
Lineage: Eukaryota; Apicomplexa; Aconoidasida; Piroplasmida; Theileriidae
Gene: dnaJ
Product: DnaJ domain protein
Exons: 6
Coding region: 119-1054 (311 amino acids)
Biological process (GO): protein refolding
Cellular component (GO): cytoplasm
Source: RefSeq, a predicted model, not a curated record
UUCCAUCCCUAAAAAUUAUAUUCAAUUUUAAAACAUUUGAUAAAUUAUAUUUAAAAAAUAUUAUUGGUUGAUAGAUUAACCCACGUGAGGAUAAGUUUAAAAUAAUUAAAUUAUUUUAAUGUUCGCAAAGUUUAUUUUUUCCCUUCAGAGUUCCAAACUUUUUACUCACACAAUUACUAAACGCCUUUUCUCCACUGCUAACACUCGGAAUAAUCUUCACAGUAAUCUUCACAGUAGUACUCACAAUGGUAUAAACAGUGGUAUAAACAAUAGUUUUCACAGUGGUAUAUACGAUAGUGAGCUCCCUUUGAGGUUGAAAACGGGUAAAAUUACCUACUACGACGUUUUACAAGUUCCCGCAAACGCAUCCCAAAGUGAUAUCAAAAAGGCGUUUACGAGAUUGGCGAAGGAGUAUCACCCGGACAUGAACAAGAACAAAGAUACGAGGGCAAUUUUCCUAUGCAUUAAAGAGUCACACGAUACACUAACCAAUCACAACAAACGCAUUCUCUACAAUCAAUCUCUCAAUAAAUCUGCUGACAGUGUUCGCUCUAAAAUCUUACGUAGACCCUCAGGAACAGGUAACACAAUCAAUUUAUUACUUGUAGGAAUGGAUUCUGCCCGCUGGGAGCGUUAUGAACGAUAUACUAAAGGGGAAAGAAAUGAUUCUCUGGAAGACCCACACACCUGGAUCAAAAUUAUCGGAUCCAUAGUUGUUUCCUGCAUCACCGUUUCCAUUGGAUGUCUCAUCUUCGGACAUAUUCUCACACAGUUUCCCUCCUCCAGUGUGGACGACGUGUAUGAUGUGGGAUCGGUGCGGGAUGAGCGUAUGGUGGAUGCGUAUUAUAAUCCGAUAACUGAGCGUUGGGAGCGGAUCAUAGCGCCAUUUGCGCCUCCGAAUCCCGAGGUGCUAAUCUCACACUACCAACUUGACACCUCAGAACUGAAGAUACCACAGAAACUCACCACUCUACGGAUGCCACUGAGACUUACAACAAGACCCACAAUACUUUACGAUAAAAAUAAACAAAAACCUGUCCUCAUACAAUCCUAACAGUUAAAUGAUAAGGUAAAAUGAACUAACGUAAACUGAACUAACGUAAACUGAACUAACGUAAACUGAACUAACGUAAACUGAACUAACGUAAACUGAACUAACGUAAACUGAACUAACGUAAACUGAACUAGGGUAAAC